Schistocerca serialis cubense is the source of this 5849-nucleotide messenger RNA. RefSeq lists its product as uncharacterized. The record is from RefSeq and is a predicted model, not a curated record. Gene Ontology annotation, biological process: phospholipid metabolic process; arachidonate secretion. Bases 18 to 1070 code for a protein of 350 amino acids. The transcript is spliced from 5 exons. Gene Ontology annotation, molecular function: A2-type glycerophospholipase activity. NCBI's taxonomy places the organism in Eukaryota, Metazoa, Arthropoda, Insecta, Orthoptera, Acrididae.
GCCGCUGCCGCCUCACGAUGCCCGCACACGCGCUCCGCCAGCGACGCUCCGCCGCAGCGACGCUCGCCCUCUGGUUCCUUCCUCUGCUGGCGCUGCUGCCAGCCGGCGCGCGCUCCGCCGACGCCGACGCCAAUGCGACGCUCGUCAGGAACUUCGUCGCUACCGACGCGCUCGUCGACGGCGAGCAGGAGCGACGCAUCCACUACAACGGCCUCACCGCCAAGGAGACCAGCGUCGUCGGGGCUCCGGACGAAGACGGCACCAGGGCCGGCGUGACGCUGCGGCAGGUCACGGACGGUUCGGGCUUCCUGCAGCUCAUCUACGGCGCCGAGGGCGAGCUGCACGACUGCGAGUUCGUGGCCGGGCGGCCCGCCGCCGACGCCUUCCUGCGCUCCUUCCACUCCGACGUGCAGCGCGCCGCCGGCGGGGGCCGGCGCGAACACCGCCACGAGGCGGCCGAUGCCGCGCUCGCCAACGUCACCUUCCAGGUUUUGCCGGAGGGCUCGCCGCUGCCGGCUGAGGUGUCCUCGUGGCUGGACAUGCGGCGGCUGCGCGCACAGUGCCGGGACAAACACCGCGAGCUGCGACGCCUCGCCAGAUGGCACCGCCGAGGCGGGCCGCGGCAGAGGGCGCGCGCCGACCUGCAGCUCAACAGGACGAAGCGCUCGCUACGCUCGAUGCUGAUGGCGCCGGGGACGCUGUGGUGCGGGCCAAAUGGGGACGUGGCGACGUACGGCCGUCUGGGGCCGCUCAGCCAAGAAGACCGCUGCUGCAGACAGCACGACCGCUGCCGCGCCAACAUCAACGCCUUCGCCACCAAGUACCACUUCUUCAACUACCGGCCCUUCACCAUCAGCCACUGCCUCUGCGACCAUAGGUUCCGCACUUGCCUCAAGAUGGCUGGUACGGGCGCUGCCAAUCUCGUGGGUAAGCUGUUCUUCAACAUCGUGCAGACCAAGUGCUUCGUGCUGAAGCCGAAGAAGGUGUGCACGCGCUUCUCGUGGUGGGGCAAGUGCGAGAAGUACGCGUACCGCAAGCAGGCGCACCUGCGCAACAACGUCUCCUACUGAGGGCGCGCCACCGCCCUCCGCACGACAACGUUCCUAGCCGCUUGCGCCGGCGGCCGCUCUAGAAGGCGGUGGACGUCGACUGCCGCCGCGCCGCGCCGACCACUCCCCGGACGACUGCGCGCGAGGCGUGCGACUGAAAAGCCACCGACGUUGGACUGUCCACCCGUGGCAACUGCCGCAUUGGAUUUACGCCACUCAAGACGGAUAUCUAAGUAGGGCUGCGCGACCAGCCCUACUUCGUGGGCGGCACACUAAAGACAGAAUAAGUACUGUUGCCGUCCAUGGAUCGUUUCGUGACUAAAGAUAGCUGCGGAUAAUUAUAUUCAUCACCGUAACUUCAGCUAUGCCUGUAGUGAGAACGACAAAAAAGGAGUUGGUAUUCUCUGUUUGUGCAUAUAGCAGUCAAUUCUCCUAAUAGAGUUAUUGUAAAGUGUGUUACCACCAGAAGUAGUUCUAUAUCGAAAACUGUAUGUAACUAAUUGAGAUAUUCCCGAAGCUACCUCCUGCGUUUCCAGAUGUGUUUGUUGCAGUAGAAGUUCAGCGGUCCGAAGAUGUCUGCUGAUCUUAAACCUUUAUUAAGCACACGUACAAGGAGAAACUGCUCAGAAAAUUUCAGUUAUAAUGUCUCUGAGCUCUGAUAGAUCAUAAAAUUCUCGCAUUUCUUCUGGCAUAGAAAAUCAGUGAUUAUAAACUACAGCCUGAAUCCCAAAUGCAUAUACAUAAGCCUCUAAUGAAUGUAGUUAACAAUACAAUAUUUUUAUUAUUAAUGAUGCCAGGUUAUCAAAAGCAAUUUCUGUAAGCACGUGUGCUGGAAAUCUCAUGCUGGGAACUUGGCAACAGAGCCGAUUGCGACACACGAGAAAGACAAAUGUCUGGUAGUUUAGCAUCUGCUUGUGAAUUUAGUUAGUUGGACAAUAAUUAAGUGUCCCUAUGGAGCUGUAGAGACCAGCAUCUGUUUAAAUAUUCAUGUCAUGCACACAGGAAUACAUUUCUGAGCUGUCCGGUGUUGACAUCUCUCAGAUUUAAAUGACUGUUAUUUACGACCAGGCAGUGUUUUCUGUAUGCGUAAUCGCUGAGGAAACAGAAUUCUUUUAUUUUGGUGCUGUAUGAAACUAACAAGUUUCUAUUUAUUUCUUUAUUGGUACUUAGCAUUUAUUCGCCUUGUUAUAAGUCGCACAAUGGUUCCGCCAGUGGUGGAAUCUCGUCCAUAGGUCUUCUGCGUUGUGAAAUUACAAUCAAAGCUGACGUUUUUGCAUGUGAAUCGUUUGUUAUAUGUAUUAUAAAAACUGCAUUUUUGUACUUUUGUAAUGUUCGUCGGUAUUAUAUUACUUAAGCGACAACUAAAUCAUUCCUUCAUUACUUCUGUUCAUCGCCUGAUCUUUUAUCUUUUCUUUUUUUGUGAAUACGAAUUGAUAGUGGAAACCCUUUGAUGUGGCUUACUUUUAGGCUGUAUACAGUUGAGAAGUUCGCUAGUUUUCCCGAUUUCCAUACACCAUACUGUAAAUACCCAUAGUUUCGCUGUUGAGAGUUAUACAACAAUGUGUUAUUGUUGUUCUAUAGAGCUAGACUGCCGUGGGUACCUUGCCACGCAUAACCCAGCUAAGACUCGUAAUCAUUUUGUAACCAAAGAUUUCUCCUCCUGAAUACGUGGAUUUACCAUAAAGUCUGUGACUGAAUGUAAUGUCAGAGGAAUAAUGUUCGACAGACUGCUAAAAAGGAGGGAUGUUGACGGCGUAAUAUUUGGUGUCUCAGUAAUUGCGUUUGAAAGUUAUUUACGAAUCAAACAAUCAGGCAGUGCGCUUUUUUAUUUUACUAAUCAAUUAGUGAUAGUAGCGACAUGUGGCAUGUUUUUAACAGCUAUGAGGAACAUGCUUAUGUUAGGGAAUAAAUCCGAUUAAAUCAAAUACUGUCUUGUUCCAAUAUCUACCUUUCUAUUUCUCUGCAAAAAAAGCUAAAUUGCCUCCUACAAUGCAGAAUUUCAAGCAAAGUGUUUGAAAUGAGAUUUAUGAUCGUUAUAAGCAGUUAAGUGCUACAGUUCGUACUUUUAGUGUGCUGGUGGACAUUAGAGUAAAUUUCUGUUCAGUUCAACGAAACAUUGCGACACAUUUCUGUGGCCUACCUUUGCUGUUACACUAGCCUAUCCUCUUGAUCUCCACCUUCUUGUGAAAAUAGCUCGUUUCAUAUGAUGGUAUCACACUAUGCAUACUGUAAGAUGAUAGUUCCAAAAACAUGAAGACAAUGCUGAAUUCCUUUUUUAUAACACAUCGAGAAUAUGAAAGUUGUAGGACACUGAGUAGUACUCGAAAGAUUUCUAUUAAUUCAAUGCAAUUAUUGUACUUUUGAGAAACCGAAAAUAUUCCUUCCAUGAAAAUGCUUUGGAAAUGCUAUUUCUCAUCCUUAUUUCUGCACUACUUGCAGCCAUAUACGGAUCUUCACACACAUUUUGCAGUCGGUAUGAAUAUCUGAAUCUCAAACACAUUAGAAGAAAUUCAGUGUUGCCGCGCUCUAAAAACGCUAUACCGUUUGAUCCACUUUCCUACAAUACUUACUGUGACAUCUAUUUUGCACAAAAGACAACGCCAGGUGUUGAACCUAUUGCCAACAGAUGAACUCCCUUAUCGAGAAAAUUCAUCAGCAGUCAUAUAAUUACGACCUGAGAGGAAAAUAGUGUUCACCAGUUUCGGUACAAAAUUUCUAAUUUGUUGACCUCAAACGAGUAAAUUCAUAACACACAAAACAGCAGAAUGCUGUCAAGCUUAUGAACGCACAGUAUUCUGAUAGCUCUGCUCAUGUUAUUGCAGUACUGACAAAUCACCUAUGCAUGUCGAUUCCUCCCAUAUAACUUUCAUCAAAUUUCUGUGUCUCCUCACCUUUGUAUAUACCACAGUAUUUCGACUCCAACAAUCCUGUUAUUCCUACACCUCUAUAACCCACCAACCCUACACCGACACACGCACUCCAUAUUCUCUCCCAGCAAUACUUCAACGAGCUCUUUCUCACAGACAACGUAAACUGCCAUGAUAUUUAUGCGUUGUGGACUGAAACUCUUCCCUCUCUACCGCAACUCACACUGGAUUUUCCUCUCCCUCCCCACUUGUUCCCUAUUUUUUUUCUAUUCAUACCGUCGACUGCCCCACAGCCCACUCCCCUAUUCUGCUUCUGUUUCCCAUUAUCCGCUUCUACACCUUCUCCCAUCUGCAUGUUGCAACAUAUCACACGCCCCACGAUCUUAAAGAGCUUCUGAUUUUGCUUCUCCUAGUUCUACCCCUUACCAGUGCAGGUCUUUACUAUUUCGGUGAACGUGCGUUGCUGCAUUGCUUCUUGUUUAGGAGCUUGAACCUAUCUGAGCCUACUUUCCAUUUUACUUUUUUGUCUUUCGUUUAAAAGCAAACAAAACAACAGAUGUAAUCAGUGAAUUUCACCUUAAAUGUUUAUUUGACACUACAAUAGUGAAGCCAUCGUCACAGUGCAUAAAAAUUUUUUAGUCACACUCCUUUACGACAAUUAUGUCGGAAUAUAGAAAGAAAAAUCACCUUUUUAAUUUGUUUAGAAAUUUAUAUAAAUGUUUCACCCUUUUAAUUAUAUUGCAUCGAAUGUAUGAAUUUUAAAAAUCAUAUGCUGCAGAGGGGCAGAAACAACAAUAGAGGGAAAAAUUCUAUGUAAACAUUGCUCUUUGAAAAAGUGGAAGUGUUGUGUAUCUCUUCUCGUAGCCCAAAUAAGAUCAGCAGCAUCAUCAGUUCUCUUGUUUUGUUGAUCAGUGUGUGUUUCUCACUGAACAUAUGGGCCGGUUAGCCGUCUCAGAUAACAACCACCGUAUCUGGACGACUCUUACUACAAAACACCCUUGCUUCUGCACAAAUCUGUAGAUACAUCUACAUCAUAAGGGCUUGAUUUGCGAAUAACUUUCAGGAAUGAGAAUAUUUACUGUGAAACCAAUGUGUACGCUGUCAUGACAUUGGACACCAAUGCCGAUAUCCGCAGGUGCCUGCUAGAAGCUCGGCACGACAGGCAUCUAGGCAUGUCUUGUGAAACAGCAAUGUGCGUGCCCAGGCAUGCUCUCGUUUCCGAUGAUUGUGAUACCUCUUUUCACGGCCAGGCUGCGUCAGCAAGAAGCAUCGCUUGGCGCACUACCUUGACUCCUGCCGGUACUUAAAUGGCUCUGAUUGCUAGCAGCCCAUUCGAGGGUCUUGAUUAGUUUUUAUUAGGAAUUUGGCCGUUUCAGAAAUAGACAGCUUCGGUCAGACAUGUGUACUUCUCCGUAAUGUUUUCAGUUUGCUAUUAGUAAAUAAAUUAGAAAAGUAGUUUCUGUUAAGGCUAGUUUUAUUCAAAAAAUAAAUUUCCGAUAAUUUACUCCCAGCAAGAAAUGCUCUUUCACGCCAAUAAACAGUACCACACUUAGUAUACUGUAUGAUGCAGCUAGAGAGUGCCACAAUAGCACGAAUACCUCAGCAACUAAAAGUUGCACGUUGUUUUCAUACUUUCUUCCCUCUCUGUCUGUGACUGUAAGCUUCCAUGUGUUUUUAAUUUCUUAUAAUCUAUCAUAGUUUUAUACAACCACAGAGCGAUUAUUUAAGUGAGUUAAGAGUCUUCAGUAUGUGUUGAAAAUAGUUGUAAGGCUAUCGUGUUGCAUUGUAUCACUUUUCAUGUAUUUAAAUUGACAUCUUUCAUCUCGUCAUUUCGUUACAUUACAUCUCUGUAAAUGGCGUUUGUAAUAAAUAUUUCAUGAUGUUUGUAUUCAAGAAAGUAAGAUGCAAUAAUAAAUUUGUUAUUAUAAUUGAA